AUGCACGAGUACAAAUGGUAUCUGCUGAACAUUGCGAUCUCAAUCUUCAACUUUGAUGUUACCGUGGGUGUUCUACUUCGUCCGAUCUCUCUUUUCCCUCUAUACGGCGCUUUCGAUAUCGGUCUUCUGAAUUGGUUUAUCUUGACUUUCAACUAUGGCGAUAAUCGAGACGUGAUCGAAGCUCUUUAUCGGCCGGCUUUGGCGUUAAUGCUUGGCAUCUUGAACAACACCACAUUGUCGCUAGUGAAUGGCUUUCUUUAUAGAUGGAUCGCACUACGGCCCAGUCUUUGGCUUCACAACGAGAAGCGUUACAUGUACAUGGCUUUUUUCCUAGUUGCUUAUGUUGGGAUUGCCGUUUGGGCGUUGCUCGGUAUUUUCUCGGCUCUCAAAUCAAACAUUGAGUCUUUCAGCGCUCAAACGAUAAAACUCCAUCGGCAGCUAACUCUAGCCUUAAUGGUUCAAGCCUCCGUUCCGUUCGCAAUGUUCAUUUUCCCAAUGGGCGCCGCUUUAGUGAUGCUCUUCACCGGACUGCAAAAUGUGCCUGUGUUCUACACUUUUCUGCUCAUCACCGUGUGCUCGCAUUCAAACUUCAAUGUGGUGUUGAUGUUAAGUUUGACUUCUUGCUACAGAGAAACACUGAGAGACGCUUUUUAUCAUUUAGCGGAGAAAGUGACUGGCGGGAAGUUCAAAAUCACCAAAGUCAAAGAGAUUUCCGUGCAACCGAGUGGAUCAGAGUAU
Molecule: messenger RNA, 738 nt
Organism: Mesorhabditis belari
Lineage: Eukaryota; Metazoa; Nematoda; Chromadorea; Rhabditida; Rhabditidae
Source: the annotation of a GenBank genome assembly